Cicer arietinum (chickpea) is the source of this 1323-nucleotide messenger RNA. NCBI's taxonomy places the organism in Eukaryota, Viridiplantae, Streptophyta, Magnoliopsida, Fabales, Fabaceae. The record is from RefSeq and is a predicted model, not a curated record.
AUGGUUAGACCUCCCGGUUUCCAAGGACCAAGGUCUUUCAACAGCCCCCAAAAGUCUAGCUUAGAAAAUUUGCUGGAAAAUUUUGUGUUUACUAAAACCAAACAAAAUGAGGAGUUUAAAAAUCAAAACAAGUCAAUUAAUGAAGCACUUAGGCAGUUAGCAUCUAAGCUAGAUUCCAUGGCUACACAUAAUAAAAUGUUGGAAACGCAAAUCACCCAAGUUUCUCAACAAGUUGUUUCAUCCUCUAUAUAUCUCGGUGUAUUAUUGGGGUAUCCUGAACCUAACCCCAAGGGACAAUUAAAUGAUGUCACCUUAAGAAAUGGAAAACAAUUAGAGGAACCCAAGGGUAGUGAUGUGGAAGUGAAUGUUAGGGAUAAGAGUGAAAGAACCCAACUAUCAAGUGAAAGGGUAGAUGAGAAAAAAGAAAAAUCUUAUGUGCCUCCAACACCAAACAAACCACCCAAACCAUUUCCCCAACGAUUCGCCAAGGUUAAAAUUGAGGAGCAAAUUAAGAAUGCCAUAAUUCCAAAUAAGUUGCUUCCCAAAAUUAAAGACUCUGAAAGUUUUUCUAUUCCUUGUGUUAUUGCUCAUAUGAGUUUUGAACAUGCUUUGAGUGAUCUUGGGGUUAAUGUAAGCCUCAUGCCAUUGUCAAUUUGUAAAAAGCUUCAUGUGGGUGAGUUAAAGCCCACAAACAUUUCCUUACAACUAGUUGAUCAAUCUAUCAAGUAUCCGGUUGGAAUAUUAGAGGACGUUCCUAUCAAAGUAGGACAAUUGUUUAUACUGGCUAACUUUGUGGUGUUGGAAAUGGAAGAGGACUCCCAAGUCCCAAUUCUUCUUGGGAGGCCUUUUCUAGCCACAAUAGGAGUUGUUAUUGAUGUGAAACAUGAGAAGCUUGUCUUCAAUGUGGGUGAUGAAAAGAUUGAAUUUAAUUUUUCUAAUCUUUUAAAAAGUCCUUCACUUGAAGAUUCUUGUUGCAGGAUCGAUUUAAUUGAUCAUUGUGUUAAGGAGUGUCCUUUAGGACCACUCUCGCAAGAUAGGCUGGAAGCAUGCUUUAUUGGAAACACAAGUCAUGAAGACUUGGCAAAGGAAGCUGAUGCAUAUGCUAACUUGUUUGAUGAAAAUCAUUAUCUUCCAAACUUAAAUUUUGAGGGAUUAGCAACAGAAAAUUUAGCACCUCUCCCAAAAGAGGCUCCGCAGGUAGAACUUAAGCCUUUGCCCUCAAAUCUCAGGUAUGAAUUACUUGGAAAAAAUUCUACAUUUUCUGUCAUUGUAAGUGAUGAAUUAAAUGAUGAAGAAACUGAAAAAUUGCUUGGAGUCCUCUAG